Prinia subflava (tawny-flanked prinia) is the source of this 3033-nucleotide messenger RNA. RefSeq names its product refilin B (gene RFLNB). The record is from RefSeq and is a predicted model, not a curated record. Gene Ontology annotation, molecular function: filamin binding. Bases 96 to 740 code for a protein of 214 amino acids. Gene Ontology annotation, cellular component: actin filament bundle. Gene Ontology annotation, biological process: actin filament bundle organization; negative regulation of bone mineralization involved in bone maturation; negative regulation of chondrocyte development. Lineage: Eukaryota; Metazoa; Chordata; Aves; Passeriformes; Cisticolidae. The transcript has 3 exons.
CCCGCCCGCCGCCGCCGCCCGGGCGCAGCCGGCGCUGGGAGCGCAGCGCGGGCAGGGGCAGGGGCCGGGCCGGGGCAGGCACCGGCGGCUCGGCCAUGGUGGGGCGGCUCAGCCUGCGGGAGGUGCCCGACCUCCCGGACAUGAGGAAGCGCGGCGACUCCGGGCUCGACAGCCCCGACUCCGGGCUGCCCCCCAGCCCCGGGCCGGCCCCGCCGCCCUGGCUGCUCUCCUCGGGCAGCCCCGACCGCGCCGCCGCCAACGGGCUCCCGGAGCCCGAGCCGCCCGCGCCCUCCGCCGCGAGCUCCUUGUUCUCCCCCAGCCCCGUUCUCUCCAGCUGCCCUCCAAGAUUGUGUCCUUUAUCCUUUGGCGAAGGAGUUGAGUUUGACCCUUUACCACCAAAGGAAAUAAGGUACACCUCCUCAGUGCGCUACGGCUCCGAGCGCCGCUUCAUCGCCGACGUCUACCUGCGGCCGGGGCUGGCCGUGGCCUCGUGCAGCCAGACCAUCGUCUGCGUGCCCGACUGCUCCUGGCGCAGCUACAAGGCCGAGGUGCGCCUGGAGCCGCGCCGGCAGCCCCGGCACUUCACCAGCACCACCAUCAUCUACCCCAAGCACGCCAAGACUGUCUACACCACCACGCUGGACUACAACUGCCGCAAGGCCGCCCGCAGGUUCCUCUCCAGCGUGGAGCUGGAGGCCUCCGAGUGCCCGGGUGCUGAUGGUGGUCUGGAGGGCUGCUGACCGUGGCUGCCCCUCUCCUCCCUCGGCCAUCCCUGACAAACUGUGCUGCUAAAAGCUGGCACAGACCCUCCCUUCUCAGCCCUCAGCUCCUGCUUCCCAACGCCGCCGUGGCCGGCCCCAGCGCGGUUUUCUGCGGGAACGUCACUUAGUAAGGGGAUUUCUUUUGUUUUUUGUCUCCUCGCCUCUGAAAGCUGUGGGGUCCCUCCUCUUCCCCCCAUGGAAAGCACGGGGAGGGCAUUCCCAGGGGAGGGGUGGUGGGUGAGGGAGGGCGUGGGGUGGUGGCUGGCGGGUGGGGAUCUGUUCGAUGCCUCGUGGGGUGUGCAGAACACAAGGGCGGCUCUCUUGGGGGGAUCCAGCAGGUCACACGCAGAGCUGGCAGCAUUUCCAGUUCAGGUCGUGUUUUCUCCAGAAGAACCAUCCCCUGGAGAUUGCUGGAAAGGGCUAACAGAGAAAAACCCCAGAGUUCUGCAUUUAAAGCAUCAGAAGUGUUGGCAUGUGGCACCCACGUCCUGUGUGGAGGUGUGAGUUGGGAGGGAGAGGGGAUCCGAGCAGGAGGAGCUGAACUGCUCCAGGCAGCAGAGACAGCACAGUGUGACUCCAGCUCCUUGGGUGAUGAGGAGUCUCUGUACCCACCAAACCUGUGCUCUGUGUGACACACGAGCGUUUCUGUGCCUGCAGCAGGGCCUGUAACAGAGAACACCGGGCCAGGAAUGACCCCUGGUGAAGUGGAGGUGGAAAACCACGAGUGCCUUGUUCUUGCCCACCACUGGCUGUGUGCACUAAGGGAGCCGUAACCAAAGCAAGGUUCAGAUCAAACGGGACCCAGAAUGGCAGAGGAGGUGCUGGGUGGGGUGUGGACAGGGCUGUGGUGGGCUUGGGAGGAGGUGGACAGGGACAGGCAGGUUUGUAGUGCAGAGCAAAAUCCACUGUAGAGCUGUAGCUCUGCUCUUCCCCACUGAACCUGUCACGGCACAAAUCCCUGUCCUUGUGCUCGGGGAUGCCACGGGGAUGGGGCAGCCUCUGCCUGUCUGCAGGCUGCUGAAAAGCCUCUCCUGAGGGCGUGGUGAGUUUGGGGACCAAAGGGAAAAGCUUCAGAUCCCGUGGAAGUCUGUCUGGGUGUUACGUGCGUUCGUUUGUCGUGUGCCUUGAUGAAAAUAAGACUGAGAGGUUUCCUCUUUUCCCAGAUUUUUUUUUUCCUGUGUUGACAGAGCGCAGUAUGGAGAGCAUCUGCUUUGGGGAGGGUGGGUUGUGCUGGUUUUUUGUGUGGUGCAGUCUCUCAGAAAUAUCUGACAGACCUGCCUUAGCCUGACACGGCUUUUCCAUGUGCUCCAAACCUCCUCCGAGCUGUGGGUGUGCAACAGCAGCCCUGGAGCAGCUCUUGGGGAGGAUUUGGCCAUGCACAGCCCCAGGGGUGAGUUUGGUCCGUGGCAGCCUCGGGGGCUGUUCCUGGGCUGUGCUUGAGGCGUGUUUGUGCAAGUGUGAUGGGCGGUGUGGAAGUGGAUCCCAGGGAGCUGAAAGGAGCUGGGAGACAAAGAGCGCAGCAGGAAGGAAACCUUGGCUUUGUAUGGUCUGGGGGCUUUUUAUUGUUGUUGUUGGGGUUUUUUACUUAUUUAUUAGCUCAGAAAAGAACAUCCCUCACCUCUGGUGCUGGCCUCAGAAAGGCAGCUCCUGAAGCAACCCCAGGGUGAGAGAGGACAGGGCCGGGCAGGCGGCGCUCCGGAGCUCAGAGCAGCACAGCCCUCAAACAUUUUUGUCUCAGGCUGCAAAGGGAGAUGUGUCUUAACCAGAUGAUGCAAUCCUGCCCAAACUGCUGCCCCAGGAUGUCCCUGUGGUGUAACAGCAGCCCCAGCUCCCCCCCAGCCCCAGGGGUUUCAUCUCCCCUGUGGGGUUGCUCCAUCCCUCGCUACUGAGGGACACAGGGCUGGGAGAACAGGGACCCUGCAUUGCUCCCACGAAUUUCUCCCAAUGAAUCCACUUGGGACAGGUCUAAAAGGAGGUUUUAAGUUGUAGCCAUUAGUUGUUCCCAGUUAGAAGCCAAAUAACCCACAAAAUGCCCCUCACGCUCUGGUUUUAGGAUAAAGCACCUGAUUUUUAUAAAGCAAGCAGACUUAAUAUGUGCCUCUUAAAAAUAUUUUAACUGGUAGAGAUACCUUUUAAAUUAUUUAUGUUCCAACAUUUGCAAAGCUCUGAUUAGCUCUGUGCAAGUGUUCUGGUGUCUGUGAUGUUUCCCAGCCCCUCCUUCUGAUUUUCAAUUUGUCUUUUACUUUAUUGGUAAUAAAUGAUCUGAAAACCA